AUGAAGCUGGAAUGGACUGAGAGCGAGUCUGACUAUGGUUUGGAAGAAGCCGCAUUUUAUGAAGCUCCCACCAUGACAGCACCUCCACCACGCAAGCAUGUCUCCUUCAGCUUGCGACUAGAUCUGUGCGAUGAAGGCGGCGGUGUUGGUGACAAAAUCAAGACUGAGCCGCUUGAGGCAGAGGAACCACGCGCCAUGCAGAAGGUUCCGUCUCUAUCUGAUCUCACGGAUCCCGAAGCAUCUUUGGACAUCCCGUCGCAGGUGCCUCCCCUGACGCCGGGUACCAACAAGAAGAUGGCAGAGGCGCUGAAGGCCACCUUCGCCUCAUGGGAGAAGGAGCAACUACGGCUUGGUGUGCCCAAAGACCCUCGCCAAUGGAGCGAGGCCGCCGUAGCAGCGUGGCUUCGCUGGGCCGCGCGCGAAUUUUCCUUGGAAGGCGUAGCACUGCAACAGUUUGCGCGGGCGCAAGGAAAGGACAUCUGCGCUAUGGGCAGAGAGGAAUUCGUGGCCCGUGCGCCAGCUUUCAUGGGCGACAUCCUGUGGGAACACUUAGAAAUUCUUCAAAAAGACGUAGAAAAGGAAAGAUCGCUGCUCGCCAAUGUGCCACCAAACAUGUACGAAAGCAAUGUUUGUCUGCCAGAGUUACCUGAUUACAUACCCCCUCCAGCCCACCAUUACAACAAUAAUAAUAAUAAUGGAGGCUAUACGACGGGAGGUCCUCGCGAGACAAACAGCUACUAUACGGAAACGAGCGGCGGAGCAGCAGCACCAGCAGCUGCACCGGCACCGGCUGCUGCGUCCCCCCUCGACGAGUACUACCAGCCUGAGUACCCUCCCCCGGCGCCUGCGCAGCCCUACCUCGACGAGUACUACCACCAUGCGCACGCACACACGCAACCACUACUCACACACGAACAUAAAUACCAACCUCAUGCUUACACGAAGCCAUAUCCAAGAACAGCAGGAGGAAGGUACGGCGGCGAGGUAUAUGGGGAAGGCUAUGCGCCCGAAUACGGCGGCGCUUGCGCGGAAUGGAGUGAAUGGCCGGGCGAACAGCACGCGCUGAUACCACAAGACAAGUUGCCUUACCCAGCUUCAGGACCUUGCUUUACCGGAUCAGGCCCAAUCCAGCUGUGGCAGUUCCUCCUCGAGCUACUCACAGACAAGAGCUGCCAAGGUUUCAUCUCUUGGACGGGAGACGGCUGGGAGUUCAAACUCACCGAUCCUGAUGAGGUUGCUAGACGCUGGGGUAUCCGAAAGAAUAAGCCCAAGAUGAACUAUGAGAAACUGUCUCGCGGUCUUCGUUACUACUACGACAAGAAUAUCAUCCAUAAAACCGCCGGAAAGCGCUAUGUAUACCGCUUCGUGUGCGACCUGCAGAGUUUGCUUGGAAUAUCACCAGAGCAACUGCACGCGAUGUACGAACCUAAAAUGGAGAAGAAGGACGACGACUGA
Molecule: messenger RNA, 1455 nt
Organism: Leptosia nina
Lineage: Eukaryota; Metazoa; Arthropoda; Insecta; Lepidoptera; Pieridae
Source: the annotation of a GenBank genome assembly